AUGGCUUCAGCAGGACGCACGUAUCUGGCCUUCCAGCACGACGCCAAGCUGCACAAGCUGCCAACCAAAGUCGUCGCCAUCCACGCCUUCUCAUCCCUCGAGGAAGCCAACCGCGGCCUCUUCAAGCAAGGGACCGACCAGGACCAUGUCGUCGUCACAGAAAAGACCAUCUUCCACCCGCAGGGCGGCGGCCAGCCCUCAGACGUCGGCACAAUGACCGGCCCGUCCGGCGCGGCCUUCGACGUCCAGGCAGUGCGCAUGGACGCCGUGCGCGACGGGCAGGUCCUGCACUUUGGCCGCUUCGCCGACCCGUCGUCGUCAUCACCACCGUCGCCCGCCUUCAAAGCCGGCGACACGGUCGAGCAGGCCAUCGACGCCGACAAGCGCCUGCUGUACUCGCGGCUGCACACGGCGGGCCACGUGCUGGGCGCGGCGGUGCGGCACCUGCUGGAAAAAGAAGUCGCGGGCUUCGACGAGCUCAAGGCGUCGCACUUCCCGGACUCGGCGGCGUGCGAGUUUGCCGGGCUCAUCGAGGCGCGGUGGAAGGACCCCGUGCAGAAGAAGGUCAACGAGUACGUCGCUGCUGCGAUGCCGGUUGAGAUCGACUGGUGGGACGAGGAGGAUUUUCGGAAGCAUGGCCUCGAGAGGCUGAUUCCCGAUCGGAGCCUGGCGCCGCCCGGGGAGAAGUUCCGCGUGGUUAAUAUUGUGGGGGCGGAGGUUUAUCCUUGUGGUGGGACGCAUGUGGACACGACUGAUUUGUGUGGUGAGACGAGGGUUAAGAAGAUUUCGAGGAGUAAGGGUACGUCGCGGGUUAGUUACACUGUCACUUGA
Messenger RNA from Diaporthe amygdali, 831 nucleotides. RefSeq lists its product as uncharacterized. The coding region runs from base 1 to 831 and encodes 276 amino acids. NCBI's taxonomy places the organism in Eukaryota, Fungi, Ascomycota, Sordariomycetes, Diaporthales, Diaporthaceae. The transcript has a single exon. Gene Ontology annotation, molecular function: alanine-tRNA ligase activity; nucleic acid binding; Ser-tRNA(Ala) deacylase activity. Gene Ontology annotation, biological process: alanyl-tRNA aminoacylation; regulation of translational fidelity. The record is from RefSeq and is a predicted model, not a curated record.